Boleophthalmus pectinirostris (great blue-spotted mudskipper) is the source of this 2958-nucleotide messenger RNA. It is a transcript of the gene emilin3a, whose product is annotated as elastin microfibril interfacer 3a. Gene Ontology annotation, cellular component: extracellular matrix. NCBI's taxonomy places the organism in Eukaryota, Metazoa, Chordata, Actinopteri, Gobiiformes, Gobiidae. The transcript has 4 exons. Gene Ontology annotation, molecular function: protein binding. The coding region runs from base 3 to 2777 and encodes 924 amino acids. The record is from RefSeq and is a predicted model, not a curated record.
ACAUGAAUUCUGCAGGGGUAUAUAGUCCUGUAGUUCUCAUUACUGUGUUUUUGGCACUGGCUGAGACCAAAUUCUACAGACCACCUCAGUAUUAUCCCUAUAAAGGUCCCAGUGCACACUAUGAAGCAGAGAACCCCACCAGCCGACACAAGAACCACUGUGCAUAUGUUGUUGAAAAGAUGAUGUCAUUCACUGUCCAGGACGGAGUAGCGCCUUAUGUGAAAGCAGAGUACAAUAAAUGUUCCUGGGGACAAAAAUGCCCAACUUUGCAAUAUCGUUUGAUGUAUAAACCCAUUUUUAAAGUGGCACAUAAAACUGUGACAGAGUUGGAGUGGCGUUGCUGCCCAGGGUACACUGGUUAUGCCUGCAUGGAGGGAGCUUAUCAUCACUCUAUGCCACCAUUUAAAGGUCCCCCAGUGAUGAAGGGGCCCCCAAUGAAGGGUCCGCCAAUGAUAAAAGGGCCCCCAAUGAAGGGUCCACCAAUGAUGAAGGGGUCCCCAUUGAUGAAGGGUCCACCAAUGAUGAAUGGACCACCAAUGAAGGGUCCACCAAUGAUGAAGGGUCCGCCAGUGAGCAGGCCACCAUUUAAAGGACCACAAUGGGUUCAACCUAAUGGACCUUCAACCACAAGAUUUAACACCCCCGCAGUGCAUAAUUUUGACCCUCCAACAUCCUCCUCCUACCAAGACACCUCCUUUGAGCCUCAUCCAGCUGAGACAGAAUCACUGCCUGAACACCAAGUCCCCCUCCAGCACCCAGACUCUCUCCACCAGGAGCAUGGGCCAGUCCCUGUGCUCCACGGCCCAGAGGAACAUCUGCCAGAGGAGGCUGCGGCACCUGAAAGUGAACAUACUGAAGGUCAAGCUCUUUACAAUGAGAUGGAAGAAAGGCUACUACAAAUGGAGGAAGAAGUUCAGCGUUUGAACCAUGGUCUAGAGACGCUGCGAGGUACAGUGAACGCACUAGAGGGCAACCUGCGAGCCUCUCUCAGAGAGGACGCCAACAGAAUGCUCUCCACCCUGCUCUCUGCUGCCCCGGCCCCUGUUCAGGCCUCAGCUGCUGCCUCUGGAUCAAUCUCUGUGGGCUUUGGAGAGAUUCCAGGAGACACUCAUGCAGAUGGUAUCGAUGGAGGACAAACCAUUCCAGAACUAACAGAACUAAAAGAAAAAGUAGAUGGUCUGAAAUCUGAGCUGCAGGUCAAGAUAACAGAGCUCAAUGAGCUGAAAGCAGCAGUGACUGGACAUGACAAUGCACUAAAGAAGCUAUCAAACCAAGCCAGAACAGCCUCUGGCUCCCUUGUCAUUUCUGAGGACAACAAAGCUCUAGAAACCAUGAUGGAUGCCAAGCUCAGUGCAGCACGAACAGAGAUCCUGGGAGGGUUUGAGAAACGUGUGGAAACAGCAGAAAGCCGCUGUGUGGAGAAGGCCGGAGACGUGCAUCGUCAGUGCAAGAAAGAGCAAGGAUUAACACAGGAGCACAUAGAGGACGCUUUAGCAGAAAGUACUACAGAUUUUAAAACAGAGAUGAUUCAGCUUCAGCUGCAAAUAAAUGACCUCAAAGCAACUAACAGCUGUUGUAGCCAAAUGGCAGGUCUAGUUCAAAGAGUAGAGUUGCUGGAAGCAUCAAUGACAGGACUAAACCAGUCACAGGGGCAUCUGCGAGUAGAGAUGAGUGGGCAUAAGGACCACAUAGAAGGCAUUUUAGAAGGGCGUCUGGCAUACUUAGAGGAGAAACUCAAUGUUACAGGACAUACACAGAGUAAUGACACUGAAAGGAGAAGCGAUGUGUUUGAGAUGGCUGAAAUGCGACUUGCUUUAGAGGACAGAAUGGAGGUUAAGCUGAGGGCUUUGGAGGGCCGUCUUCUAACUGCAGUGGAGGAGCUGAGUAAUGCUACUGCCCCUGCUCUGCUAGAGGGCCAUGCUAUCCCCACAUUGGAGACAGAGCUGGAGUCUCUGCAGAGUCGGUUGGAAGUGGAUGUAGACAGAGUUCAGAAACAGAUAAACAAUCUGGAGAUGCUCUGCUCCUCUUCCUGUUCUUCCCCCAAAACCCCCUCCCCCAUCCAAGCAGACUCAGCCAGUGUGAAUGAACCAAAUUUUAGUGGGACAGUGGACGCUCACGUUGACCGUUUAAACAAACUCAAUGUUACAUUGCAGAUCAUACUCAAGAACCUCCUAGAGCAACAAGAACAAGAAUCUCCGAUUCAUGGGGAGCUCACAGUUCUAAAGUUCAACAUGUUUUCUGUUAACCACACGGUUAGGGGGCUCCAGGAAUCCCUUGGGACAGUGGUGGAGCAGGUGGACCAGGCCAACAGCUCAUGGCACGAGCGAGAGGCGCGACUGGCUCAUCAGAUGAAGGGCGUGGUGCAGCUAGUCAGCCGUCAGGCCUCUAUGCUCGGCUCAGGAGAACGCAGACUCACCCGCCUCAAGGCAGAGCUGUUGGACAUGAAGAGGAGACUGGCUGAUGAGGUGAGGGGCUGCCGUAGCACGGCUCUCGGCGUCCAAAGAGAGGUGACAGAGGUGGGCGGGCGUGUGGCGAGCAUGGAGAACCAGUGCAAAGGGUUAACUUUCGUGGCAGAAGACCUAGAGAGGAUAAGGGAGGAGCUGGAUAAACAGUCCACAGGACUCCUCCUCCAGGUGAACGGGACACUGUCCAGCCACACGCAGCAGCUGUCUGAGCUCAAAGACGAACUCAGAAACUGCACAAUUAAAAUAGAGCCAACACAACAAAGUCUAGAGUCAGAGGAGGCUCCACGAGGGGACACCUUCACAUUAAAUUAACUACAAACAUUUCCACUAAAGCUCACUUGACUUGACUUAAAAAAAACACAAAGGUUUUGAACCUGCACUGAAGCAAACAUGCUAAAAGUUUGUGUCUUGAAGAUUUCUAUCAUUGACAGAUAGAAACUACAAAGGCAGCUAAUUCCACUGACAUUUUGCAUAGAAUAGAAUAGUUUCUUCA